GUGCUCAUCAGAAGGGAUACUGACAUGCAGUGCUUUCUCGCUUUCUGUUUCUGUUUGGGUUGAGCUGGUUUCUGGCUGAUCAGUAAGGGUAUCGAUCAAAAUGUCAAAUAACAAGAAGAACAACAAUUGCAUUCAAUGCGACAAGUCUUUCAAAAACUUGCAAGGAUUGAAGAGGCACAUGUUAGUGCACAGCGAAGAGAAGAAAUUCGAGUGCAAUCUUUGUCAAAAGCGCUUCAGGCACUCUACGACUUUGAAAAGGCACCUGGUGGUUCAUAGCGACGAAAAACCUUUUAAAUGUCCACACUGUGACAAAGAGUUCAAACUGCAGUCAGGUUAUCAAAGACACAUCGUGGUUCAUACCGGUGAGAAACCAUACAGUUGUACUCAGUGUGAUAAACUUUUUAACCGCUUGUCGAGUUUGACAAGACAUUUAAGAACGCACAGCGGAGUGAAACUGUAUCAUUGUACGCAAUGUGAUAAACGUUUCACUCAAUCGUUGAAUUUGCGGGUUCACCUGCGAACUCACAGCGGUGAGAAACCUUUUGCGUGUCACCAUUGUAACAGGCAGUUCACGCAGUCUUCAAGUCUACGCAGGCAUUUGAAAAUACACUCUGGAGUGAAGCCCUUUCAGUGUAGACGCUGUAACAGGUGCUUUAAGAAUUCGCGAAAUUUAGAAUUGCAUGAAAUGAAGCAUCGCGGAGGCAGAAUUUACAAGUGCGAUCAGUGCGACAAGACUUUCAAGACAGGAUCCACGAUGCGAAGACAUCGGCGAAUACAUUCAGGAGAGAGACCUUUUCAGUGUAAUUACUGUAACAAGUGUUUUAACCGCGGGUCAAAUUUACAGACGCACCUCAGAGUUCACACCGGAGAGAAGCCUUAUAAAUGUGACCAUUGUGAUAAAUUUUUUAAUCAAUUAUCAAACUUGCGAACGCAUCAGCGGAAAGCAGCAGAGAAAUCCAGUUCAAGGGUUGUUAUUGAUGCAAUUAUUUGCGCUUCAGAUGAAAUUAUCCAUCAUACUCAAGGAUAAACAUUGUCUCCUGAAGAAAAAGGAGCAAUUGUUUGAACUGUAGGCCCCAUGCAAGCUAGAGAAACUGUUGUUUUCAAAUAUUUAAGUUAUUUUAUCAUGACGCAUAACCCAGAGAAAAUGUUUUGCGUUGACCAAAAGCGAUUUUGAAUGGUUGGUUAGAAGAAGAGCGUAUUUCACACGAGUGUCUUAAAAAUCACAACGGCAGUUAUCACAACUGCUUUUUGAGAUCAAAAGGAAUACUCCACAGGGAGCCGAUUGGAAUUCAAAUUGAGAGAUAAGAUAAGAUAAGAUAAUGACUUUAUUGGAUAACACAAUUACUGGUAGAACCAGUAGUUCUCACUGUGGUCCAUGCAAACAACUGAAACAAAUAAUUCAAAUUAAACAGGACAUAAAUGGCGAAAAUACGAAGAAAAAUACAAUUAAAAAUUAAUUCAAAAUUUCUGCUUAUGGUAAAAUUAUUCACUCUAGAGUUCCGAUCUAUAUAUUUCUUGUAUAGUUGAUUUAUAAAUUUACAAAGGGAAGUGUAACCCCUUGUAGUACUGUCUUGGUUGUUCCAUAAUCUAGUGCCACUUGCAAGAAAUGAACGCUUGCCGGUCAUUGUGCUAUGAAAAGGUGUGGAUAAGUCCAAAUUAGUUGACGCCCGAGUUGUGUAAUUAUGUCUAUUUUUAGCAUAACGAAUAUAAUGAUUAAAAUGAUCAGGACAUUUCCCAU
Molecule: messenger RNA, 1738 nt
Organism: Stylophora pistillata
Lineage: Eukaryota; Metazoa; Cnidaria; Anthozoa; Scleractinia; Pocilloporidae
Biological process (GO): regulation of transcription by RNA polymerase II
Cellular component (GO): nucleus
Molecular function (GO): DNA-binding transcription factor activity, RNA polymerase II-specific
Source: RefSeq, a predicted model, not a curated record